This is a messenger RNA of Paraphaeosphaeria sporulosa, 2013 nucleotides long. RefSeq lists its product as uncharacterized. Gene Ontology annotation, molecular function: guanyl-nucleotide exchange factor activity; G-protein alpha-subunit binding. Bases 245 to 1678 code for a protein of 477 amino acids. Gene Ontology annotation, biological process: G protein-coupled receptor signaling pathway. Gene Ontology annotation, cellular component: cytoplasm. The record is from RefSeq and is a predicted model, not a curated record. The transcript is spliced from 6 exons. Lineage: Eukaryota; Fungi; Ascomycota; Dothideomycetes; Pleosporales; Didymosphaeriaceae.
CGUGCAGCGCAAUUCGUAGCCCAAUGCGGGUUCUAGAUGACCUGUGUUCCAGCCCGGCAGCAUGCGCAGUUUCUUGGUCCCGCCGUGAAUGUCAUUCGCUCAUGCUUGAGGUGUCGUCUCGCGUCUGCCCGCAUCAAAGCUUCGGCGCGGGGUCCUCCGCCGCCAUCGCGCGCCUUGCGAGCAUCACCUCCCACCCUACUCGUACAGCAGUGCAAGGCAACCCCUGCGCUACGCCCUUUGCAACAUGCUGAGCAGACAAGAGUCGAAGCCGCGCGGCGGUAAAGCGAAGCUGGAAGAUGUAACCAACAUCCUUCACGAGUUGACGACGGACCUGACCGCGAAGAAACUCGCCUCGAAACGGCGAAAGACCUUGCUGGAACAACUCAAGGUGCAUGGCCGGGCUGUGGAAGAUGCAGAUCCAAUAUUUACCAAGGACGGGAUCCACACACUCUGCCAAUAUGCCUUCGAAGACACCGAUGUCCCGACCUCGCAAGAAGCGCUCCGUUGCAUCGCAAACGCUCUGCUGCUCGAGCCCAAGAUGCGCCAGGUGGUGGUCGACCUUGGGUAUGCACCAAAGGCAGCGGACAGACUGAAGCAAGAAAAUGUUGACGACGAAUUCCUGUGCUCUCGCAUUCUUUUCCUCAUGACCUACGAUACCAAUGUUGACUUCGACAACCUGGUCCAACACAACGAACUUGCCGAAAAUAUCAACAACGCCAUGACCCGACAUGCAAAGCGGUACUCCAAGCAUGCGCGGCGCCAUUCGCAGAUGCACACUUCGCCCAUAGAUCUCAUGGCGCUGUCAGAGACACUUAAACUCAUGUUCAACAUCACCCACUUCUACCCUGAUCUGGCCGAGCACUUCUCCAAGUCGAUACCGCACAUCUUCAAGAUUCUUACGCGUCGAAAGAUACCCAGCCCGCCCCUCCAAGCGCCAGUAAACUACCUCGUCAAUUCCCUUCUGAAUCUCGAUCUGGAGGACAAAAAGGGCCAACAAUUGAAGUUCUUGGGCAUGAACGCCGUGUUCCCCACGUUCGACCAGAAGUGCAACGCUGAGUUUCUCAUUGAUAUAUUGGACAAUGCUAUUGUAGAGUACUCGGAAAGGGAGCUGGACGAAACGGUGGCUCCCGUGCUAACCCUCAUACGUCGCAUCUACGAAAUCGCACCCGAGAGCGUACAGAAACACAUAGAAUGGCUCCUGCUUCCCACCGACAAGGAGCGAUCACGCCCUCUGGGUCAGUCCGACACUCUCUCAGCACGCCUCCUCCGCCUUUCGACCUCUGCCAUGACACCUUCCUUACGGAGCUCCAUAUCCGCCAUGAUGUUCGAGCUGUCUGGAAAGGACGCGAGUAAAUUCGUCCAAAACGUUGGAUAUGGCUUCGCUUCGGGAUUCUUGCUGAGUAACAACAUUCAAAUGCCCGAGAGCGCGAUCGAAGCCUCCGCGACUGCAGACCCAGACAAGGCUAUACCCGUAAACCCGAUAACAGGACAGAGGUUGGAUGCUGAAGAUCCAAGCUUCCAGGAGCCAAUGACAGAGGAAGAGAAAGAGCGGGAGGCGGAGCGGCUGUUUGUGCUGUUUGAAAGACUUAAAGCCACGGGUGUGGUCAACGUGAAGAAUCCUGUCGAGGAAGCUUUCCGCUCUGGGCGCAUCCAAGAGCUUCCGGAUGACGCUGACUGAUUGGAUUCGUGCCUUCUUUUGGAUACUGGCAGUACAAAGGCUGUGGCAAAGCAGCGAGCAACGGCUUUUGGAUUAGUGCAGGAAAUCAGCACGCUGGCAGUGCUCCGGCCGUUUGAGGUUGACAUGCUGUUAAUGUCUGGUCAUUACGAAACUGGAUGUCUCCAGAGGCGGAUAUCUGAUCACGGGCGCGCUACAUGCCCCGUUGUUAUAUACAUGAUAGUGCCUAUGACGAUUCAAGACGUCCUACAUAUCGACGCAAGUACAUGAGAGCAGUAAUGAAAAUAACAUCAAAUAUCUCACAGGCUGAAUGAAUCAUACAGAGCUGGCACUGCUCG